CGUAUAUUGGUUUUUUUUUUCAAAUCUUUUAUUUUUGUUCUGUGAAAGAAUGGCGUUCAAAGUUUGUUUGAGUUGCAUUUUUGCGUCUCUGCUGAGUGUCUGUGUCGUCGCUCAGCCGGCUGCACGUGCCGUAGACUUGGCGUAUACGGAAAUUACACCCGUGACCGAUGCGACGCGUUACACGGCGCUCAACCCGAACGUGCAGCUCACGGCAUUCACAAAGGUGAAGCACGUGAAGGGGAAUAUUGUGUUUAGCGCCGGCGAACGGAUUACUGGUGAUCAUCUUAUGUUCAAUCACUAUGAUGAUAAAACCUUCACCAAACUCACAGACAUCGAGGUUCAAAUGACCUACCCGGCUAGUGGCAAUACUGGACUUACCCUAACCGCCAUCGAGAUCUAUGUGGACCUGUCUGCAGACGAUGCCAAUGCCUAUUUCAUAGACGGCGGCAUCGACCAGAAGUACGCCAAAAUAUUGCUCACUUGCGACCAGACGCGUACGUUCGUCUACGAGACCUUCUUCUAUGGCUACUAGCUAGGCAGUAAACACUCCAUAAAGUGAAACAACUACAGCAAUAAAACUCAAGGAGCUGAAAGCUCAAAACGCAAUCAAUGCCACCAAAA
Messenger RNA from Scaptodrosophila lebanonensis, 621 nucleotides. RefSeq lists its product as uncharacterized. Lineage: Eukaryota; Metazoa; Arthropoda; Insecta; Diptera; Drosophilidae. The record is from RefSeq and is a predicted model, not a curated record. The transcript has 2 exons. Bases 50 to 532 code for a protein of 160 amino acids.